Messenger RNA from Impatiens glandulifera, 1148 nucleotides. RefSeq names its product 1-aminocyclopropane-1-carboxylate oxidase-like. Bases 41 to 997 code for a protein of 318 amino acids. Lineage: Eukaryota; Viridiplantae; Streptophyta; Magnoliopsida; Ericales; Balsaminaceae. The transcript has 3 exons. The record is from RefSeq and is a predicted model, not a curated record.
CACACCUUACAGAUAACAGUGAGAGAGAGAAAGAAAGAAAAUGGAUCAGAGUUUCCCUGUAAUUGACAUGAAUAAUCUCAAAGGUGAAGAAAGGGUAACCGCCAUGGAAGCCAUCAAAGAUGCUUGUGAGAACUGGGGUUUCUUCGAGGUGAUCAACCAUGGAAUCUCCCACGAGCUGAUGGACAAAGUGGAAAGCCUUGCAAAAGAACACUACAAGAAGUUCAUGGAACAUAAAUUUAAGGAAAUGGUGGCCACAAAAGGCCUUGAAGCUGCCAAGGAGGUUGAUCAUGACACUGACUGGGAAAGCACUUUCUUCGUCCGCCAUCUUCCCGAUUCCAACAUCUCUCAACUCCCCGAUCUUCAUCAUCACUACAGAGAGGCAAUGACUGUCUUCGCCAAGGAGCUAGAGAAACUGGCAGAGCAACUCUUGGAAAUUCUGGGAGAGAAUCUUGGUCUAGACAAAGGUUAUCUUAAGAAAGCCCUCAGCGGCUCUAAUGGUCCUACUUUUGGGACCAAGGUCAGUAACUACCCUCCGUGCCCUCAGCCGGACCUCAUCCAAGGACUACGUGCCCAUACAGAUGCAGGAGGUCUCAUCCUCCUCUUUCAGGAUCAAAAGGUCAGCGGUCUGCAACUUCUCAAGGAUGGAAACUGGAUUGACGUCCCACCAUUGAAGCACUCCAUCGUCAUCAACCUAGGUGACCAACUUGAGGUCAUUACGAAUGGAAGAUACAAGAGCGUGUUGCAUCGUGUGAUCGCUCAGACCGAUGGGAACAGGAUGUCUUUAGCCUCGUUCUACAAUCCGGGCAGUGAUGCAAUCAUCUACCCUGCACCUGCACUGGUCAAGAAUGAAGAAGUUUAUCCUAAAUUUGUAUUUGAAGACUACAUGAAACUAUACUCCGGGGUUAAGUUUCAGGCUAAGGAGCCUCGAUUCGAAGUUAUGAAGGCAAAGGAGGCCAAACUCAAUCUUCCAGCUAGCCCUGUUGGCACAACAGUUUGACUAUGUGCUCUUAAUUUAGUAGUAAUGAAUAAAUGUUUGCAAUAGUGCAGACCUAUCUAGAUAUCUUCUUAUGUUAAAACUCAGUGGUGGUUGUAAUGCACUUGUUUGUUUGUAUGUGUGCUUAUAAUGUAAUCUUUGUGGGGUGUUUUGA